CGCUUGCAGAAGGGGGGGGGGGCGAGGGAGGGAGGGAGGUUACGGAGCGUGACUGAACCGAGGCGCUCGGCUGCCAACACUCACACACUGCCUGCUGCUUCUGCCUCCCUUGCUGUUUCUGCUCCGGGCAAGUGAGGAGAGCGGGCAGAGGAGGGGGAAGAAAAGCAGGACGCCAACUGGGACUCGGAACGAGAGAGGAAAGCUAGUCAGAGGCGAGCCCUCCUUUCCACCGUGGUCGCCGCUCGCUUCUCCCGGAGGCUCUGGUGGCGCGAGCCAAAAAGCUGCCGAAAGUGUGAGAGGGGGAAAGGUUCGCAACUUUCCGCGCCUGGAAGGGAACUAAGAAGCGUGGCGAGGCGUCCAUCUCCUAAGCCCCCUCAGGAGGCUCAGUGCAUUUUCUGGUUUCCUUCUUGCGGUAACUUGGGAAGACUUGUGGCUGCCGCGGCUGGUGGAGGUGCUCGGAGGUGAACGAGGCGUCUGGAAAGAAGCGAAGGCAGGAAGGAAACUGCGGGGAGAAGUUUGCAAGGAGACCAAAUACCGGGGGAUUUGCGCUGGUUGGCUUGAUCGCGGAACGGAGCAGAGAAGAUGGGCUGGAAAGGCGGCUGCCGCUGCCGCUGGGGAGUCCGAAGCGGAGCGGAUCUGCUGUGCCUGCUCACCCUCUGGCUGGGCUUCUUGCUGCCCGCCUGCAGGACUCGCGUAUACACCAACCACUGGGCUGUGCGGAUAAGUGGCGGGCUGCAGGAAGCCAACAGGAUAGCUAGCAAGUACGGCUACAUCAAUAUAGGACAGAUUGGGGCAUUGAAAGAUUACUACCACUUCUACCACAGUAAAACAAUUAAAAGGUCAGUUCUCUCGAGCAGAGGUAUUCACAGCUUCAUUUCAAUGGAACCAAAGGUGGAAUGGAUAGAACAGCAAGUUGUAAAAAGAAGGAUAAAGAGAGAUUACAAACAAGGUGGUACUCAAUCCAUGUAUUUUAAUGAUCCCAAAUGGCCAAGUAUGUGGUACAUGCACUGCAGUGAUAAUACAAACCUCUGUCAGUCAGAUAUGAAUAUUGUAGGUGCCUGGAGGAGAGGCUACACGGGAAAAAGGAUUGUGAUCACUAUCUUGGAUGAUGGCAUUGAGAGAAACCACCCAGAUUUGAUGCAGAAUUAUGACCCAGAGGCCAGUUUUGAUGUCAAUGGUAACGAUAUUGACCCCAUGCCUCGAUAUGAUGCCAGCAAUGAAAACAAACAUGGAACCCGUUGUGCUGGAGAAGUGGCAGCCACUGCGAAUAAUUCACACUGUGUAGUGGGAAUUGCAUUUAGUGCCAGAAUUGGUGGGGUUCGGAUGCUAGAUGGUGAUGUUACAGACAUGGUAGAAGCAAAAUCGCUAAGCCUCAAUCCUCAACACAUACAUAUCUACAGUGCUAGCUGGGGGCCUGAUGAUGAUGGAAAGACAGUUGAUGGACCUGCUCCCUUAACACGCCAGGCUUUCGAGAAUGGUGUCAGAAUGGGCCGAGGCAACUUGGGUUCCAUAUAUGUUUGGGCUUCUGGAAAUGGUGGAAGGAGUAAGGAUCAUUGUUCCUGUGAUGGCUACACCAAUAGCAUCUACACAAUUUCCAUCAGCAGCACGGCUGAAAGUGGGAGAAAGCCUUGGUAUCUGGAAGAAUGUGCAUCUACACUAGCCACAACGUACAGCAGUGGAGAAUCCUAUGACAGGAAAAUAAUCACUACAGACUUGAGACAGCGUUGCACAGACAGCCAUACAGGGACUUCAGCCUCUGCACCCAUGGCUGCAGGAAUCAUUGCACUGGCACUGGAAGCAAAUCGAUUACUGACAUGGAGAGAUGUACAGCACAUCAUUGUAAGGACUUCACGAGCAGGACAUCUGAUUGCGAAUGACUGGAAAACCAAUGCUGCUGGUUACAAGGUUAGCCACCUAUAUGGCUUUGGAUUAAUGGAUGCUGAAGCUAUGGUGAUGGAAGCAGAAAAGUGGAUAACUGUGCCUCCCCAGCAUGUGUGUGUUGAGAACACAGAUCGUCAAAUAAAAACAAUACGACCAGAUAGCAUUCGUAAUGGACCAGAUAAUGGUGUUCGCUCAAUAUAUAAAGCCACAGGCUGUGCAGAUAAUCCCAAUCACCAUGUGAUCUACCUGGAACAUGUUGUUGUGCGUAUCACUAUAAUGCACCCACGACGGGGUGACCUGGCAAUUUAUUUGACAUCUCCCUCUGGAACAAGGUCUCAGCUUUUGGCUAACAGGUUAUUUGACCAUUCCAUGGAAGGGUUCAAAAACUGGGAUUUCAUGACUACUCAUUGCUGGGGUGAAAAAGCAGCUGGUGACUGGAUUUUGGAAAUUUAUGAUACCCCAUCACAGCUGAGAAAUGUCAAAACUCCAGGUAAAUUGAAAGAAUGGUCAUUAGUACUUUAUGGGACAUCCACUCAGCCUUACUCCCAAAGAAAUGAUUUUCCAAAAGCAGAACGGGUACGCUCAAGUCCAAUAGAAGAGCCAACAGAAGAUUAUGGGACAGAUGAUUAUGCAGGUCCUUGCAAUGCAGAGUGCAGUAAAGUUGGAUGUGGUGGGCCUGGACCAGACCAUUGCAAUGACUGUCUACACUACUACUACAAAUCUAAAAACAACACAAGAAUCUGUGUUCCCAAUUGUCCAACUGGCCACUACAGUGCAGAUAAGAAGCGCUGCAAAAAAUGUUCAGCCAACUGUGAAACGUGUUUUGGAGGUCACAGCGACCAGUGCAAUACUUGCAAACCUGGGUACUAUAUCCAUGAAGAAACCAGAAAUUGCAUUACCAGCUGCCCAGAUGGAUUUUACUUGGAUAAUAAUAAAAUUGUCUGCCGUAAAUGCAGUGAAAACUGUAAGACAUGUACUGAAUUUCAGACCUGCACAGAAUGCAGGCAUGGCUUAAGAUUAAGAUGUGAUGCCAGCUGUUUCGGGUGCAGUGGUCCAGGAGAAAAAAACUGUACAAGUUGUCUAAAUGGCUAUAUCUUAGAUGCAGGUGUCUGUGUAGUUGGCCUAGUUUGCAAGGAUGCAACGGAAGAAUCUUGGGCCGAAGGAGGAUUCUGUAUGCUAGUGAAAAAGAAUAAUCUUUGCCAACGGAAAGUACUUCAGCAACUUUGUUGCAGAACAUGUACACUCAAAGGGUGAAAUGACAGCUCUACACAUUUUCUCGCUCCUGUAGACUUAUAGAUUAAUCCAUACUAUUAAAAAUGAAAAAGCAAACCACCUUUUCUCUCUCUUUCUCUCUCUUCCCUUCAUCUGGGGAGAUGGUGAACUGUAUGUUGGAACUUAAAACAGAAAAACUACAACAAGCCUACCUUUCAUAACUGGGUGUUUAGAACAAAGCAUCCUGGAUCACAGUUUCAUUAUGGUCUGACCAAAGCAUUCGAUGCCAAAAUUAAAGUUAUAUGAUUUCCUGUCACCUUAAGGAUAUCCCUUGUUUUUAGAAACAUUGUCCCUUUCUUUUUCCUGCUUGUUUUCCCUCCAACAUGUGUACAGUGUUUCAAGAAUACAACACAAGUUUACAUGGAUUAAAACAACAAAAAUGUUUGCAUUAGUAUUUUUCAAAUUUUAAAAAUGAGGAGGAAUUUUAGAUAAGAAAGUAAUCUCUAAAGGAACUACAACUAUCUUUAAUUACAGACUAUGGUCUCCAUCCACUGCAAUGCCCUUUCAAAGACAUGACUGCUUAUGAUUCUUUGUAAUUUCCUAGGGUGUGCAUUAUUUUGCAUUACUGAGCAUCUGUGAUACAUUUUUUUAAAAAAAACUUUUUAAAAAACUUGUCAGGCCAUCCUGUUUGUUUUGGAAUCCGAUAUUUGUCAUAGUAACUUUUAAUAACAUUUUAAAAGGUGCAAAGUUCUUCAAACCUGAGGGCUUUCUUCUGGCUGUGAAUUAACUAAAGGUGCAGAGCUCUCUUGCUUUUUCAUAAACAGGUGCAGCUUGCAUACUUGAAACUAGAAUCAAUAAGAACAGUAUUCGUAGAAUAUAUAUUUUAAUUUAAAUCUGGAUUCAUUAUUUUAGAGAUGAGCCAUGAGUAGGUUUCCUAGCCCGCAACUCCAGCAUCUUCUUGCAUGUGAGGGAGUCACAGUGUCCAUAUGGCUUUCCUAUUUUCUUCAGCAAUCAGAACAACUGUGCUCAUGUAUCCUUUCCACAAACAUAGAGCUGCCUUUUCCAUUGAAGCAAACAGCCAAAAUAAAAUUUCCGCCAUGUAAACAUUAGAAUGCACAUGUGGGUCCUUAAGUAAAUGAGCAAUGUGCUAUGCAUGAGCAAUGUGUGCAGCUGACAUUUUUAUGGUAGACUGUUUUCUUACACUGGCUGUAUUCUCUGGAUUGUGGCAAUGACCUAAAGGUAACACUGCUGAGACUGCAAUGGAAAUCCUACAAAACCUGCAUGAUUGGUGCCUAUAACUGGAAUUAAUAUACUGAACCAAAUGCAACUCUUGUUGUAGAUGCAUUGUCGAUGUUCUAUCAAGAGUGACCCAGUUUGGUGAUUGUGCAAUAAUAGAUAACUUAUAAUUCUAGGUCUCUUAUUCUGUUACAAUAUAAAAUGGAGGAAAUGUCCAAAAGAAACGUGAAACUUCAAUAUUGUAUUAUUCCAGGCAAUCUGAAAAUAAUAUUGAAAUAUAAUUCAUACAGUCCUGUUAGCAUAUGAUGCAAAAAGCAUUCACUUAUCAUAAAAUAUAUUAAGCUUCUAAUAUAUACUUUAAGAGAUUAGAAACAAUAAGCCAAAUAUUUCUUCUGAAAAAAUUGUGUCACUAUAUGUGACUCUGAAAUUUAAAAUCAGUUUCAUUUUUAUAUAGAUAGCUAAAAUCAAAGAAAACAAAGCUUACUAGCUUAUUUUUAAAAAUACCAUAAUGAGCCCUAAACAUUUUCAAAUUAAUGUGCUAGUUUCUGUAGAAACAAAACUGAAAUGUUGUGGCAGGUAUCUUCAUCUGGCUCAUCACAAAAUGUUUCUGAAAAGGAGUACUAUUUUUAUGGUUAAAUUGUAAAUCGUUGUUAAUCCCUUGGGCUUCAGAGUCCAAUGGAAUCCAAUAAUUCAUUUCCAAUCUUUAGAACAGAAUACAUGUUUAUUAAAAUAACCUGUGUAACAUAACUAGACAUGGAAAAGGCAAUGAAAUUCACAAUAUCUUGUCAGCUAGCUAACUGAUGUCAUUAUCGUAUGUUCUAGAAAUACCUGCCUGAUUCUACUGUACAACAAGCAGCAAUCAUAAUAUGAACCAUGACACUGGUCUUCAUUCCGCACAUGCAGAAUAAUGCACUUUCAAACUGCUUUCAGUGCUCUUUGAAGCUGUGCGGAAUAGCAAAAUCCACUUGCAAACAGUUGUAAAAGUGGUUUGAAAACACAUUAUUUUGCGUGUGCGGAAGAGAAUUCUAUUCUUCAAAAAUGCAGUCAUAACCAACAUGCUGGACUAAUCCAUUGAACUCAGCAAAUUGUUGUGUUUUCUUCUUUCCCAACUCUCAGAACCCCUAGUGCUGUUGCUAUCUCUUGAGAAAGGGCUAUAGUAACCGGGCGGGGGGCGGGGGGGUUGCAUAGAAAUAGGUCAGGCACUCAAUUUCCUACAACUUGUUCUGAAGGUAACUUGUUUGAAAAGUACAUGCAGAAGUUGACAAACUAAAAUAGCUCUCCUGAAAAGUUGAUUAAUUACAGGUAUUAAUUAUUUUUGACUUGACAUUGGUAAAGUGGGAAAAGUUCAGAUAUGCCAUUCCUGAUCCAGCAAAACUGGUUAAAUUUUAGUCAAAUUGAAAUGAAUGAAAUUUAUUACAGAUAGAUUUACGUUUCAGAGGAUAACCAUGCUGGUCUACAGUAGUACAACCAGAUACGAGUCCAGUAGCACUUUAGAGACCAACACGUUUUAUGGGAAAUGAGCUUCCAAGAAUCAAAACUCCCUUCAUCAGAUAUGAAUUGGAAUGGAGAUAUUUGAGUUCUUAUAUCCAUGUCAGAAGGCGGGAAGAGUGUUGCAGAAAAGGAACUCCAGAAAAUUAGCACCUGUAGUGAGGUAAGAAUUCUGUGUCCUUAUUCAGCGCUUGGGGAUGCUCCAUUGUACUGAAUCUGUGAAUGAAUUCAAGUUUAGCAUUCUCCUUGUUAUCUCUGCUUGAAACUUCUCUGUAAGAGAACUUCCACUCUUACAGCCUAAUCCUAUGGGAGGGGGGAUGACCGAUGGAGGCAGCAUCGGGCCAGUGCAUAGGGGAGAGGGCAAAAGCGCCAGCAGCCAGGGACUCCUCAGCUUUGCGGCAGCAAAACCCAGAAGUGAGUGCCACCAUGAGGAAUACUGGCAUCCAAUCAGAUGCCAGUGCAGGACAGGGCAGCCAGGGCAUUCCUAGAAGGUGAAACCAACUUUAGUACCAGGAAUGCCUUGGUGAUGCUUCAGACUUAUGCCACCCUUUUAGGUCACAUAACUCUGUUAAGCCCUAUGGAGAGGUUUUUUUUUUUCUUUUAGCUGCCUCCCUGCCCCGCCUGGAAGCCCUCUGGAGGUGACGUAGGAGUGGCACCAUGCCUGGCUGCCUCAGGCUUUGGAUUGGGCUGUUUGGCCUGCAAUGGAAUGACCUGAGUUUUGCAUGUUGUGGCUUUUAAUUUCAGAUUAUUCAGAUGUCUAUUUUAUUCUUUUGCUUAGGGACUGACCUGUUUGUUCAAUGUAGAGAAUGAAAGGGCAUUGCUGGCAUUUGAUGGCAUUUAUAACAUUGGGAAAUGAACAAGUAAAUGAACCUGAGGUGGCAUGGCUGGUGUUGUAAGGUCCAGUGAUAUGUUGCUAAAGUGAAUAUGGGGAUACUGUUCACAUCUGGGCUUGUUGCAGGAUCUGGUCAUAACCUGAGAAAUGGUCUCUAAAAUACUACUGGAUUCAUAUUCAGAUAGAUUUAAGUGUGACUAAUUGUGCUGGAUUGAGACUGAUUAUUGUCUUCUACAAAACCACAAUGGGCAUGGCAUGCUAGACUACUGGAGCCCAAUUCCAUUACACAAAUUCAGAAAUGGUCACAACCCUAUCUGUGUUGGUUUAACUACUAAUACAAUCUGGAUGGCCUCAUUUCUCUACAUAACAUUAUUAACUAGAAAAUAAUGCUUUCAAAGUUUAAGUUAAUGGUAUAUAUAUUAUAUAAAGAAAUAUAAAUAUAUUCCUAAUUGUGAUAUAAUGUAUUGGAUUGUAAAGAAUUUAUUUGGAUGCCUCUAACACAACAAAUGCCUCUAACGCAACUACAGAAAAGAAAUUGAUUUUUUAAAAUACUGACACAUUGUUAAAUCCAAAUACAUUUUUAUGAAGAAUACUCUACAUGUGUAAAAUGUCCAGCUGUUAUUUGUAAAAUAGGGUAGUACUGUUGUAAUUGAUAUUGACCAAAUCAAUGUUAUUCCAUAUUUUAUUUUUUCUAUUAAAUUAACCUACAUUCUUGUUCCUUUGGUCUAGCAAAGCACAUUUAUGAGCCAUAUAUUAAAUUCCUAUGCUUGGAAGGGGAAGGAGUUUUUCUGAGGUUCCCUGCUCUCCUUUUUUUUUCAACAAGCAAUUUGAUACUAAACUGAAACUGUUGAAAUAAAGUGAAAGAAUGUUUAACUUUGAACAUGUUGAUCUUUGAAAAGAAAUAUUAUUUAUAUUUUAAAUAAUAUGUUAAUGUAAUUGAAUGCUGGUAUAGAAUAUUUUGAAUAUAAUAUAGGUGAUUUUUCAUAACAAUCAUAUACAAUUUGGUACAUUUUAUAGAUUAAGUUUGAACAAACUGGAUUAUUUAAUAGCUCAUUGAAUUAUCAGUACAAUUCCUAUGCUAGCUGCUAGGUUUCCAGUGCUAGCAUAAGAGACAGCUCAUCUCUUAAUUCUGGUCUUACACCUCACUUUCCCCCACUGUGCUGGAAAAGUUUUCGGCUGCCUCCAUGCACUUUAUCCUUGACUAUGAGAUUGACUCCUUGCACCUAAUACAUUCAAACAGCAUUGACAUGUUUUUUUCAAGGCUACAUUAUGCUUGUGUUAUUUUACCAAGUGAGAUAUAAAUAUUUCAGUGCUAAUAUAGUAGUACAAGCAAGAAACCAGCAAAGACUUGUGGGAAGUACUUCCUUUCCCCCAUAUCCCCUUUCCCAUGCUGUUUCUCUCCUCCUGGUAGCCCAUAUACCCUUGCCCCUUUCCAGUGGUGGGAUUCAAAUAAUUUAACAACUGGUUGUUUACAAGCAGCAUUUUAACAACCAGUUCUGCUGAAGUGGUGCGAACCUGCUGCAUCCCACCACUGUUCCUUUCCCUUCUUUCUUCUCUCCUUCCCAUUAAAUCAACCUUUCUUUUAUCUCUUUUCCUACAGUUUUCAGCUUUAUUUAUGAUUUAUUUACUUUAUUUGUACCUUACCUUUAUCGCAAGGGGGACUCAAAGCCACUUACAUAACUUUACCAUUAUCUUGCAAGAACUUUAUGAGGUAGAUUAGACUGAGAAAGAAGGCAAUGGGUCCAAGUUCAUCCAGGACGUUUCCAUGGCGAAGGGGGACAGUGAAUGUGGAUCUUCCAGAUCCUAGUCAGAACCUCUAGUCACUGCACCAUACUGGCUUUUAUGCCACGGCUACUGUUGAAUAACAGCAAGCAGCUAGGCUAGCCUAUGGUUUCUGCUUGCUGUCUCCUUCAAAGGCCUCACCCUGCCUUUUAUUGAUAGAAACCAAGACCUAAAGACUAGCAGUAUUGUUGUACAUCCCUAGCAAUACCCACAAUGGCCACAAAGGUACUGCCCCUGUUAUUGGGAGGGAGGAGGUAACAUCCUUUGUUUUGUUCUGUUACAAGUUUUCAGAUUUUUUUCUUCCUACCUCUGGCUUUUCUCAUAUCUGCAGAAAGAGAUGUCUUGUCAGAUCAUGGCCCCAGAUUCCAGAUUUAAUUCCACAGAUAUGACAAUGUUGAGAAUUAGAUAUACUGAGAGUAAUUACUUUGCCUCUCAUGAACAUUUACUCCUACAUUAUGAAUUCUUGAAUGAAUAAUGUGGGAGAAAUAUUUUAUUUUGAAACUAAACCAUGGUGCAGAAACAUGAUAGUACGUCCUAAACUUGCAAGUUUAAAAAUUGUCUAUAUACAUUUUCAUGUCUAGAGAAACAAUUGAUAUUUGUUGAUAUUGUAUGGAAUGUGCUUGUUAAAGCAGGAAUGGAAUAAGCUCAGCUGAGUUUCCAGUUCAACUAUAGAUCAAAUGUCUGUUGGCCAGAUUAUGCCUUGGAUAGUUUCCUAGAUGCUAGAUAUGUUUUUCACAUUCCAAGCCACUUUAAUAUCUGACUAACAUUCUGAACAUAUGUUUAACUAUAGGGUCCUGUUUACAUGAAUGCAAAAUUUACAAGUUUUCUUUUUCACAUUAUUGGCCAGAAUAUUCCAAACUGUUGAUACCUUGCAGCUGCCUGGAUUUUUGCUCAUUGGGCAUAUAUCUUCCACCUUCAACGUGAUCCAUUAACAUUGCUUGCUGGAUUCAUGCCUAUGGUCAUGUGACUGUGAUUUCUAAACAAUGGUUAUGCUUCUGAAAUUCCUGUUGCCGUGUUAACUCAACCCUGGUUACAUAUUACUCCAUUCUUCACAAUUGUGGCACUGUUCAAAGAAAGGCAAAAUCAGUGCUUCAUGGAAAGUAGUGGAUGCUUCCAACAUGAAGUUGGUUUAAUUUAUUUUGCUUGCUUCUGACCAUUUGAUACCAUGAUUAGAGAUCAUCGAUUGGAACACUAGUUUACACAUUCAGGACAAUGAAGUGGCAAACAGGUAGCAGACACAAUGUGAUAGAGAGGACUGCAUCAUUGUAGAUGGAAGAAAAAUGGGGUGAUCAACUAUGAUAAAAACUCCUUUCAAUAAAUUUAGAAGCAAAGGGCAGGUAUAUAACCUUUGUUUCUUCUGUAUUACUAUUCUAUUAAAAUGGGAUAUGUUAUGUGUAGGAUAGGUGUAGGAUUUAGAGGAGUCUACCCUCUAUAGUUGAAAGGAAUACAGUCCAUUCUAUAACCUUUUUGUAAUCUCACAGUUUUGCUGCCUCAUUGCCAUUUUUUCUCCUGCAUGUGUGAAUCAAGUUUUACACAUAUUUUAGCUUGUAAGUCUGAAACAGUAUGUUGAUCUGUAGAAUCAAGCUCGCUAUGCUUAUUAUUGUGCUUAUUAAAAUAUGUAUUCCCCACCUUC
Messenger RNA from Sphaerodactylus townsendi, 10064 nucleotides. It is a transcript of the gene PCSK5, whose product is annotated as proprotein convertase subtilisin/kexin type 5. Bases 583 to 3135 code for a protein of 850 amino acids. NCBI's taxonomy places the organism in Eukaryota, Metazoa, Chordata, Lepidosauria, Squamata, Sphaerodactylidae. The record is from RefSeq and is a predicted model, not a curated record. Gene Ontology annotation, biological process: peptide hormone processing. Gene Ontology annotation, cellular component: Golgi membrane; trans-Golgi network. Gene Ontology annotation, molecular function: serine-type endopeptidase activity. The transcript is spliced from 19 exons.